AUGGAGCUCUGGAAUGCCACUCUGGGAAGUGACUUCCUGUUGAUGGGCAUUCUGAAUGACAGCGGGUCUCCUGAGCUGCUCUGUGCCACCAUCGCUGCCCUGUACAUGUUGGCCCUGACCAGUAACAGCCUGCUGAUCUUGGUCAUCACAGUGGAUGCCCGGCUCCACGUGCCUAUGUACCUCCUGCUCGGGCAGCUCUCACUCAUGGACCUGCUCUUCACGUCUGUUGUCACCCCCAAGGCCCUAGUGGAUUUCCUGCGUGGUGACAACAGCAUCUCCUUUGAAGGCUGUGCCCUGCAGAUGUUUCUGGCACUGACCCUGGGUGGUGCCGAGGACCUGCUACUGGCCUUCAUGGCUUAUGACAGAUAUGUGGCCAUUUGUCAUCCUCUGAACUACAUGGUUCUCAUGAGGCCAAGUGUGUGCUGGUUUAUGGUGGCCACAUCCUGGGUUCUGGCAUCCCUGAGUGCACUAAUGUAUACCUUGUACACCAUGCACUAUCCCUUCUGCAGAGCCCGGAAGAUCAGCCACCUGCUCUGUGAGAUUCCUCCUCUGCUGAAGCUGGCCUGUGCAGAUACAUCCAGAUAUGAACUGCUAGUGUAUGUAAUGGGUGUGACCUUCCUCUUGCCCCCUCUAGCUGCUAUCCUUGCCUCCUACACACUGAUUCUGUUUACUGUGCUGCACAUGCCCUCCACUGAGGGCAGGCAGAAAGCCCUUGUCACCUGUUCUUCCCACCUGACUGUGGUUGGAAUGUUCUAUGGAGCUGCCACAUUCAUGUAUGUUCUGCCCAGUUCCCUCCACAACCCUAGACAGGACAACAUCAUCUCUGUCUUCUACACAAUUGUCACCCCUGCCCUGAACCCCCUUAUUUACAGUCUGAGGAAUAAGGAAGUCAUGGGGGCCUUGAGGAGGGUCCUGGGGAGAUAUAUAUUGGCCUUGCACUGUACCAUUUAG
Messenger RNA from Erinaceus europaeus (western European hedgehog), 951 nucleotides. RefSeq names its product olfactory receptor 2AG1-like. Lineage: Eukaryota; Metazoa; Chordata; Mammalia; Eulipotyphla; Erinaceidae. Bases 1 to 951 code for a protein of 316 amino acids. Gene Ontology annotation, molecular function: G protein-coupled receptor activity; olfactory receptor activity. The transcript has a single exon. Gene Ontology annotation, biological process: G protein-coupled receptor signaling pathway. Gene Ontology annotation, cellular component: membrane. The record is from RefSeq and is a predicted model, not a curated record.